UGUAGCAAUACUCGGCUGCAACUGUUAUACGCAAACAUUGCCAUACAACUCAGAAUCCCAUACCUGCACAGAUGUUGGCGGGAGUUGCCUUUGUUUCACAGCCAGUGGAAAAUAUGUUGAUUACUGGAUGUUCCCUGACCCAGCUGGAUCUAAUGUACCUCUUCUCAACAUAUGUAUCAAUUACUGUGCUGACUGUCACAACAUAAGGGUGGAGGUCGGUAACACAAUCCAGCGAACCUCGACGACCUCGAUAUAGUGGAUAAGGACAUUAGCAUCGCCGACGACCUCACCACCAAAAUGCAGCCUAUGAAGAACACUACUGUCCUCGCCUUUUCAUUCUUCGCUGUCUUCACCGCCUUUCAGGGAAUACAAAAUAUUGCAAGCAGCAUUAACCAGGAUAAGGGACUUGGAGUUGCCUCCCUUUCUUGUAUAUACUCCAGUUGCAUUGUGACGGCAAUGCUCAGUCCCUUGUAUAUACACAGUGUAGGGUUAAAACCAUCCUUUAUUCUUGCCUUCAUUGCCCACUGUUUAUAUUGUCUCAGUAACUUUCAUCCAGCAUGGUGGACAUUGAUACCAUCGUCUGUCCUAUUAGGUCUUACGUUAUCGCCCAUGUGGAUUGCCCGACAUCUGUACGUCACCGCAAUGGGAACACAAGACAUUCAGGGCAAGCAGGAAGGGAUCCAUGGUUCGCUCAGCAAACAUAAUGGAAUCUUUUUCGCUUGCUUUAGUUUAGCCCAAGUGACGGGAAACUUUUUGUCGUCUGCUAUCCUACAUCAAAGCUCAGCUGACCAAACAGAUCUGAAACAGGCAAAGAUCUGUGGCGCGGACGAUUGUCCAGGGAUCGAGAACAAGACAACGGAAAUUAUUCGUCCGGACACUUCUGUGGUCAACUUGUUGUUGGGGAUCUAUCUGGCAUGUCAGUUAGUUGGGCUGGGAGCAGCCAUGUUGUUUCUUAGACCGUUGAAACUGGAAGGGAGUGACCAGAAGAGCCCGAUAAAGAAAUCACUGUCUUGCUGCGUGGUUUUGAAGCAAAAGAAGUUAUUACUGCUGAUUCCUUUGAAACUCUCCCAGGCGGUUCACACCUCUAUCAUGUUCACAGGAUUUACCAAGGCCUACGUGAGCUGCUCUGCCGGUGUUAAGAUGGUCGGCUUUGUCAUGAUGACGUACGGCUUGGUGUCUUCUAUUUGCGCUGUCACCUUCGGCCAUGCCGCAAAAUACACUGGCCGGAAACCUCUGAUGGGCAUAACACUAGGCACGGAUGUCAUCACCCUAUUGUCUCUGUUACUAUGGAAACCGAUUUCUGGAGAAACGUACCUCCUUCUCAUAAUUCCUUCAAUAUGGGCUGUUGGUGACGGCAUCUGGAAGAGUCAAAUCAUGUCUCUCGUUGCCGUCGCUUUCUCGGGGGGACACCAGCAGCUUGCGGGCUUCUCAAGUAUUGUUGCCAUGGGUGAUAUUGGCUUCACCUUUGUCCUCAUCACAGAUCGAAUGAUGUGCCUGAGAAUCAAGUUGUAUGUCGCGAUAUUUCUGUGGACGGCGGCACUUGUCAGUUACAUUGUUCUCGAGGUUGUACUCAUCACCGAAUCAAAGGACAACGUUUCUGCCCAUCAUGGUGUGACUGUAGCUGCAGGGGAUGACGUCACACUGAGAUUACCUCAUUGUAGACAACAAAGUGUAAAAGUGCAGUCGUCCUAACUAAACAACUUUGAUGUGAAGUGAAUAAUAUUACCAUGGCGUGAACUUUACGUAACUACAGUAAACUACGGUUAUAACGAACACGCUUAUAACGAACUUACGGAUAAAACGAACUUACGUUUUUGGUCCCGACUAUUUGCUGUAGUUAUGCUGUAUAUAUGAUUAUAACGAACUACGGUUAUAACGAACUAACAUUAGUAGUCCCUUUGAGUUCGUUAUAACCGUACUUUACUGAAUGUAAUAUUGUUUCUAGUAAUCAUGGGGCGGUCGGGUAGCCUAGUGGUUAAAGCAUGCGCUCGUCAUGUCGUAGACCCGGGUUCGAUUCCCCACAUGGGUACAAUAAGUAAAGCCCAUACCCGAUGUCCCCCGCCGUGAUAUUGCUGGGAUAUUGCUAAAAGCGGCGUAAAAUUAUACUCACUCUUGUAAUCAUGGUAUUUGUUAUUUCUGAGGUACAUAGAAUAAUUAUAUGCACUUGUCUUCUUGUCAUUGUGUUUCCUUUAUAAUACAAUAUUGGAUAUGUCUGUUAUAGGUUGGGCGGUCGGGUAGCCUAGUGGUUAAGACGUUCGCUCGUAACACCCAAGACCCGGGUUCGAUUCCCGAUAAGGGUACAAUGUGUGAGGCCCAUCUCUGGUGCCCCCCGCCCUGGUAUUGCUGGAACAUUGCUAAAGGCGGCGUAAAACCAUACUCACCCACUCUUUAAAAACUUCCAUUCUUACUCACUGGAUAUUAAACCACAUUUAAGC
Molecule: messenger RNA, 2435 nt
Organism: Haliotis rufescens (red abalone)
Lineage: Eukaryota; Metazoa; Mollusca; Gastropoda; Lepetellida; Haliotidae
Product: protein unc-93 homolog A-like
Exons: 4
Coding region: 298-1692 (464 amino acids)
Biological process (GO): transmembrane transport
Molecular function (GO): transmembrane transporter activity
Source: RefSeq, a predicted model, not a curated record